AUGGAUCUUGUCAAAUCGGCAGUACCCGAUUUGAGAUGUAUUCUCCUCCUGGAAGCAUCGUCGUCGAGACCGCAGGCAGUAGCCCAGAUCCCGUCUCCUGCUGACAAAUGGCCUGUCAUUGGAUUUCUCUUUUCAGGCCCAGAAGAUCUUGUCGACAGAAACCGUAGAAACAAGACCGAAGUCACUCUCAAAGCAGGUGACAAAAGAAACUUCUGCCUCCGGGACCAGCUUGCCUCUUGCCCACGCCGCCGGUACCAUCGCGACUGUCGCCCGGCUCCCAAGAUUUGCAAGGUCGCCUCGAGUCAGCCGCACCACUCGACCGAACACGACCGUCACUUGACCCUCUGGGCUCCAGACGGCCACGGAGGCGCACUCAAACAGGGUCCCGCGUCCAGACUGUCAUCUCAACUGUCGAAUCUCCAAGACACGUAG
Messenger RNA from Protopolystoma xenopodis, 432 nucleotides. Lineage: Eukaryota; Metazoa; Platyhelminthes; Monogenea; Polystomatidea; Polystomatidae. The record is from the annotation of a GenBank genome assembly.